GAGCCCGGGUAGCUCAGUCGGUAGAGCAUUGGACUUUUAAUCCAAGGGUCCAGGGUUCAAGUCCCUGCUCGGGCGAACUUUUUUUUUUUCGUUUUCAAAUAUAUAAUUUCUUUAAUAUCAAGACACAUAAGUUUGAUUCUGAACUAUUUUGUGUCAUUUUGACAUUCAUAAAACCACCCAGAAGGAAAUAGACUUAUUAAUUCGUAAAAUAAUGGAAUAUACAAAACAAGACUUCCUUUUGAUUUCUCUCACUCAAGAUUUGAAAUGCUUGGAUGGAAUUCUAGAUAACAUUUACCAGAAUAUGAAGAAUUACAAACUUAAAUCUUGGCUGUUCCCUCAAAAAUAUGUGGACGAAUGCAGAGAUUUAUACCCCCCUUAUAACGAGAAGCUGACGUAUGUAAAAUGUUUGGAAAUGAUGGUUGAAAAAUUAUACAUUAUGUUAAAUUUUUUAAACCAACGAAAGGCCAGCGAUAGAAAAAGGCGAAAUGUUCAUUAUCCAACAAGAAUUACUCUGGGUAGAUGUGCACAGAAAUUUUGGGAAUUGAUCAAUUCAGAAGAGGAUGAAAAAGCAAUUCUAAAUCCUACAAAUUCAUCUACAAAUCUUAUUAUCAAUAAGGAAUGCCAAACAAACAUUCAAAGUAUGAUUGUGUGCGAUAGUUGUUUCGAAAUGAACGAAUUCAUGAAGGAUAUAAUUAAAUUCAUAUCAGAAAAUUUUGAAGAAUCAUCUACUAAACAUUUACUAAGAACUAUGAAUGAGACAAUAUGUUCAGCAACAAAAUUUGGGGGGAUAUUAAAAUUCACAAAUUCAUUGAAACAAGACUACCAUAAUUUAAUAAAUAAACUCAAUGAAAAAUCUGAAGAAAACAAUAUUUUAUCAGAGGAAAAACGAGAAAUAAAAAUAAUUAUCGAUAACAUGGAAAUGGAGAUCGAAGAAUUGAAUGUCUCAAACUAUAAAAUAACUGAAGAUUUAAUGAACUCAAGAAAAGAAGUAGCUACUUUGAAUGAUAAAAUAAAAAAUAUAGAAAAAGAGAAAGAAAAUUUACAACAGAACUGUGACACAUAUGAGUUGUUGAAUGAUAAUCUCACCAAUCAAGUGAAAUAUUUUGAACAGGAACAUAUUGAAAAUGAAAAAAAAUUCAGCACUAAUUUGGAAAACUAUGAAGAAAUAUUAGCUGGUCGAGAUGCGGAAAUCGCUAAUUACAAAAUAACGAAUAAUAACCUUUUCAAAAAUUCAAAUGAUCUCAAAAUAAAAUAUGAGGAAUUAAUCUGCAAGUAUUCGAAAAUGUGCACAAUCAACAAAAAACUAGAACAAAGUUUAGAAGACAUCAACUACUUAAUGAAAGCUGUAGAUAAUAUAACAGAGAAAACACUUUUAUCUGUGAAGAAACUUACUGAUAGAAGCAAAGAAUUGAACGAAAAAAUUGAAUCGGUCAGAAAAAAGUAUAGUGAAGAAAAUACAUACACAAAUAAAUUCUAUAAAACGCAUAAAUUUAUUCUAGAUUCAUUGAGACGAACGAAAGAGGCUGAAGAACAUGAGAAAUAUGACAUUCAGGGAAAUCCCCUACUUGAUUUCAAAAGACAAAUCAAAGAAAAUGAACAAACUAUAAAAAAUCUCGAAGAACAGAAUGAAAAGUUUUCUUGCAUUGUGAAUUUGUAUAGCAAGCGUGGAAAUACUCAAAAAUGCCUUCAAUAAUUGUUUUUGGAAUUGUCUGAUGCUAUUUUUGUGAUUUUUAUAUUUAAUCAAAAUCAUAUAAGAGUAAUUAUAAAUAUUGGAAUUGAU
This is a messenger RNA of Harmonia axyridis, 1780 nucleotides long. Its product is annotated as synaptonemal complex central element protein 1-like. NCBI's taxonomy places the organism in Eukaryota, Metazoa, Arthropoda, Insecta, Coleoptera, Coccinellidae. The record is from RefSeq and is a predicted model, not a curated record. The transcript has 6 exons. The coding region runs from base 212 to 1693 and encodes 493 amino acids.